This is a messenger RNA of Pseudogymnoascus destructans, 2373 nucleotides long. RefSeq lists its product as uncharacterized. NCBI's taxonomy places the organism in Eukaryota, Fungi, Ascomycota, Leotiomycetes, Thelebolales, Thelebolaceae. The record is from RefSeq and is a predicted model, not a curated record. Bases 474 to 2153 code for a protein of 559 amino acids. The transcript is spliced from 3 exons.
UGUACCUCGGCAUAGCAUAUGUCACGGUACCCGGGUUGCACUCCACCAAAACAACCGAAUCCAGAAUGCAUGCGGGGUACGACGGUACGUACUUCUUGGCUUGGAGACGAGCCGUCGCUUCCUCAACAUGCUCGCUCGUAGCAUCACCAUCACUUCACAACGAGCAUUUGUUCAAAGAGCAACUAAGGGCCUGGUUAUGUAUGCUAGACAUCCGCUUGCGUCGCCGUGGCUUUUCUCCUCUCUUAUGACAAAGGGCGACGAUGACGACGACCGAAGCCGUCUGUUGGUCUGUAUCCAUACGUAGGUAGAAUACGGUAGGAGCAAUUUCUUUGUUUCCUCAUUUCUAUAAUCAUAUAGAAAUAUUCUUUGCCUGAUCAUUAUAUCCCACGUCGUCCAGCACCCCCUUCUCGAUUCAUUCCAAUACAGUUGGCAGAAAAAACACAAACUUCAGACUUGCAUUUUCAUAUUUCAAAAUGAGCACCCCCCCCAAUGGUCUGCCCGGUCGCCGGGGUAUCAACCCUCCUGCCCCUAUUGAGCCACCGCCGCCUGGAGAACAAAUCGCCCCAGGCCCUCUAACUACACCUUCGGAUGAAAGUCCCAGAAGUAGCCCGAAUACACCCCCAGACAACAGCCCGCCACUUCCGCCGCCUGGAAGGGGAGGUACCAGACGUAGCCCGAUUACACCGCCAGACAACAGCCCGCCACUGCCGCCGCCUGGAAGGGGAGGUACCAGAAGUGGCCCGGUCACAACGCCAGACAACAGCCCGCUACUGCCGCCGCCUGGAGGGGGAGCUGGCAUAAGUCGCCCGAUUACACCCCCAGUUCACAGUCCGCCACCGCAAGUGACCCCCCAGGAGAAAGGAGUGCGAAUAGGAAAUGUACCAUUUACCAUGCUUGACAGGAAAUUUGGGAAAAAAGACCAGGACUUGCUUCAACAACAGAUCGAUGAUCUACGUUGUCGGGGCGAAAGGCCAAAGCCUCCAAAAAAAGGACCCUAUUCACAUCUUCCCCCCUCUCAAAUCAGACAUGUUAAAGGACGCCCCGGGAAUAUAGUCAUGGCUGCAGAUGAAAACUUUGUGGUCCGACUCCUUGAACCCCCGCGUCAUACGGAUGGCCCCCAAUCCGAUGAGUUCUUCGAUCAUUUGUUCACCGAGGCCAAUAAAAUUACCACUAGCUUUGUUGUUGAAAACUUCGGGGGAUUCAAUAUCAAACCUGACGAGCUUGAGGGGAAGCGCCCUUGGAACGAAAUGAAUGUCUCACCUCUCUUCGUAAGUCUGGCGGAACUAGUGCAGGAUGUUGACCCUGAUGACGCCAAGAGCUGGGACUCGUUGCUCUACUACGAGAGGAAACGAUGCAUGAUGAUAAUGGGCAUUAUUGCACGCAUCUUCGUUGAUAAAGUGUUCAGCCCCCUUUUAUUUGGAUGCACACCAAAUCAAGCCACCAUGCUAAAUGCACUCGAAACGGACAUGGCUGAAAAAAACUCGCAUGAUGGAUUUGCGCGCACAAAAACUCGCAGCAGGGCUAUCCGGGAAGUUCUUGACGGCGCAGUAUUACCCACGGACUUCUACGACGAAGUGGAAUUGCUCUCACUGAACAUUUUUGGUCUGCUCAACCCUAUUUCCGCCUACCUAGAGAAAUAUAGGAUUAAGCAUAACUUGGAAGUGUCAAUACCAACUCGCGAGGAACAAUUCGCUGCACUGUUUGAUAUGGUCAGUGGCACAGCUUGGCUAUCAAUCUGCCGGCGACUUCACCCCGAUCCCAUCAUACUCCGUAUGUCGGAGCUUGGCGAUGAGUUCAAGGAGGAUCUCCAUGUAUGUGCUAAUUAUGACGAAUACUGCACGAACAAGGCCAAGAUCUUGAAACUUCAAUAUGAUAGGCUCGGGCAGGAGAUAAAGAAUGGGGUUCUUAAACAAAAAAGCGCGAAUGUAGAGGAGUUACCUGCCACUGAGAUUUUGAAGGAUAGGACGUGGUUGGUAAAAACAGCGGUAUGGCCAUCGGUCAACAUUUACUCGCCUGUAUAUGGAGAUGGAGCAGAUGGUCAGGGUGGUGUUGCAGACCUCAGCAUCCAAAAAUGCGAGGUAGCUGCCCAGUGGGUAGUGCCGCGGAACAAUCGAGCGUCAACCAGUCCUUCUUUACGAGAAUGGGCUAAGUAACAUGAGAUGGAAUAGGACGGGAGCCGGGUUAUUCCUCUAGUGGAUACAGGCAACAGUCUACCGGAGACAAUAUUGGCACUGUCGAGAACGGCGGAACAUGUUUUGUUGCAGUUCAGUCAGAGUAUAAGUGGAGGAGUUUAAAUUUGAUCGUUUAUUUCAUACGUUUAUAAGAUGUGGUAUAGUUUGUCUGCAGUAGUUCAACAAUAUUUGGCCAGAAAGU